This is a messenger RNA of Tremella mesenterica DSM 1558, 2943 nucleotides long. RefSeq lists its product as uncharacterized. The record is from RefSeq and is a predicted model, not a curated record. Gene Ontology annotation, molecular function: actin filament binding; ATP binding; microfilament motor activity. Bases 1 to 2943 code for a protein of 980 amino acids. Lineage: Eukaryota; Fungi; Basidiomycota; Tremellomycetes; Tremellales; Tremellaceae. Gene Ontology annotation, cellular component: myosin complex; actin cytoskeleton; vesicle. The transcript has 11 exons. Gene Ontology annotation, biological process: vesicle transport along actin filament; actin filament organization.
AUGCCAGCCAUGCAAGUCAUCUCGGAUAUCACUCGAUUGGAUGUCAUCGACGAACCCUCGGUAUGCGACCUUUUGCUCGCUAGGAGGAAUUUGACCUUUCCACUCAAUCAUACCUGGUGUCAAGAUGCUUUGAUCAUUCUCCGGCCAGAUCCCAGUACAACUCCUCCCAACGAUACAUACCACCUCGAAAAGUUGACUCAACUCGAGGCGGCGUGGGACGAGGGACACGCUCUCGAACCUCAUAUCUACAGUGCCGCCAUAAACGUCUUCAAACAGUCUCAACACACUCGUCGAGAUCACAACGUCAUUUUCUCAGGUGAUAGUGGAUCGGGGAAAACAAUCAAUGCCGCUCACCUCAUCUCGGCUCUUCACCACUUGAUCCCUUCCGUCACCAAGGGUUCCGUCGCUGGUGCAGGUACUCAUGACCAAGCGUCUCUUGCUCGGAAUGUCACCACGGCUCUAGAAACCAUCCUCGAAGGGUUCGGACACGCAGAUACAGUUUUAAAUAACAAUUCUUCCAGAUUCAUCAAAAUGACCGAGAUACAUUGGGCUCCAUCCUCUUCAACCGACCCUUCUUCCCCCCCAAGGUCAUUCGGAACGUGUUACAAAGCCGUCCUAUUGGAACAGUCCCGUAUCAUCAACUCUGGGACUUGCAAACGUUUCCACAUCCUCGAGUCUCUCGAUCAUCUCUUGACACAAUAUCGUGUCACCAGCUCUGACCAACUCAACCACAGGAACGGCCUAAUCGAUCAUCUGUUAGAGCUCGGAUCGGUCGGUUCUGACUCGCCGUUCGUCAAGUACACCCGAGCACUCUCUCGGGUCCUUCCCCCCGAUCAAGUAAAGAGCACCAUCGAGGUUCUCGUGGGCAUCAUCACCCUAUCCCAUCUGUCGGUCAAUGAGACUCACACGCCGGCGCAAGUAAUGUCUGCCCUCCGUUCAGACCGCUCAUCAAGAAAUCAGGUGGAGACGGUGGCCGACAUGCUUGGUCUCGAGAGUUAUCACCCUUCUCGGAAAAAGCGCUUCUGGAAAAACUCGAUCGCUUGUUUCCUGUAUACAUCCUUGUUCAACGGUAUUGUGGAUGCUGUCAACCGUUUGACGGCGGCCGAAACGGUUUUACCUUUCGAUAAGGAAGAGACAAGGCACAGUGUCAAUGUCAUCAGGAUACUCGACAUUUAUGGAUUUGAAACUUUUCAAAAGAACGGUCUCUCGCAAUUGUUGAUCAACAAAACGAACGAGAACGUUCAUGCCAAGUUCAUUGACAGUCUCAUUCAGGCUUCGACUUUGACUGGACGAGAAGGCAACUUUAACUUUAGCCUCGACACUCCUUCUCGUCUUGACGCCACACUUGGUCAAGCAGCAAGGGAGAUUGAGGGUCGACGUGACAAAAUGAACAAGUUUAUCUCUCUCUUUCAGGAUACGAUUAGACGUAAACAUGACCCUAGCAAGGUGUACGACGAAAACUACAAUUCCUCACCCUGUUCUUCCGGUACCUCAUUUGAAGGAUCCAUGCCUGUCACUCUGCCACAGUAUGCGGGUGAUGUCACUUACGACUUUUCGCUCUGCGUUCGAGCCAACGAUCAGAGUUUACCAGACGAGACGGAGGCGACUCUUGGAAGUGAGGCUCGAAACGAGAUGCUCAAGUCCGUCUUGGCCUUCCGAGACGUCGGGACUGUGGCGAGAUUGGGAAAGACUCUGACGGUGACGGCGCCGCAUGAGAGAGAAUGGAAGGGGUUGGUCAGAACGUUGGGAGAAGGUGAUACGACGUUUAUCAAGUGUAUCCGAUUGGACAGUGAGGACGAUGUAAUCAGUCUACGACAACAACUCAGGGUUAACGGUAUUUUGUACGCUGCCCAAGUGCUCAAGGGACUCUUACCAGUCGGUCUCGAUUUCGAGUCUUUCCACGAUAAAUACUCUUUGUUGAUGGGUUCGUCCACGAUGAUAAACUCUCCAGACCUGAGCAAGAGGAUCGAGCGGUUCCUUCACUCCAAGACUUCUGACUCUGCUCGUUAUCGAAUAGAUCAUACCCUUCAGAAAGUCUUUUUUGUCUCACCAAGCCAUCGUCAUGAUCAACUAAGAGAAUCGAAAGCCAGAUGUACACACUUGGAACUGGAACUGGAAUCUUGCAAGUCGGAUAAUGUCAAGUACGUCACGGCGUUUGAUAAACUCGUCUCUGUCUUGCUCGAUGACAACGGUAAGAACGUCCACGAUCCUGACAAUCUGCAGGACGUCGUUUUGCUCAUCCUGUCUCGUUUUCACAAUGUCUCCAAGGCGGUCGAUGGAGUUCGAGAGCAAAUGCUGGCGGAACAUGAGACGGUUGGACAUGUCCGCUCUCAGAACCGAACCCUUCAAUCCCGGCUCGAGAGGAUGCAAGAGCAAGUCGAGCGACUGGAGGAUACCCUCAAGGUCAAGGUGGAAUUGGAGGAAAAGUUGGAUAUGAUGGCUGGGACGCUAGAUGGGUACAAGGACCACUUGAAGGCGCUCCAAAUUCAGGUACAGGUGGCCAAGUCGUUAGAGAGGGAAGCCACCAGGAGAGAAGUAGAGGUUGAAAAGAGCAACAAGUAUCUGAAAGAGGGAAUGGAAGAUCUGGGGAAAUGCACAGAACAUCUGAUCAAGAGGUUCUUAGUAUUGCACGGGCAAUCGGUAGGAUUGGUAGUCGAGCGUCAGAGGCAGGUGACUCGUGGUGUAGUUUCGUCAGUGGAUGAUCAUACUCGAAAACAGAAACAGAAGACCAAAAUGUCCGUCGAGUUAUUGUGGGAUUCCAAAAUUCUAGGUAAAGCCAUUUCGAAGUUGUCGGAACGUCGAGCGACGACCACGUUGAAAGCGUUAAUGAACCAUUUUGAUACGUUGGGUGAAUCUAUCCCUCUAAGACACGUCUACCUCGGUAUCCUCGCCGUUUUUUUAUCACUACGAACAUUUUCACUUGACCGAAAUGGGAGAACAUGA